Linum trigynum is the source of this 1581-nucleotide messenger RNA. Lineage: Eukaryota; Viridiplantae; Streptophyta; Magnoliopsida; Malpighiales; Linaceae. The record is from the annotation of a GenBank genome assembly.
AUGAUGAUAAUCUCUUUGAUCACCAGUAACCCACCAAUCCUCCUCCUCGUUAUCAUCCUCUUCUUAACUCUACUUCUAAUCCUCAAAUCCCAUCUCAAGCCGAACAAUUCAACCUUUCCCCUGCCUCCAGGGCCAUGGAAGCUCCCCGUCAUCGGAAACCUCCACCAGCUCGCCUUCUCCUCCAAAUCCGCCCUCAUCCACCACCGCUUCGCAGAAUUAGCGAAGCAGUACGGCCCCGUGAUGCAUCUCCAGCUCGGGGAGACCUCGAACGUGCUGCUGUCGUCCCCUGAAACAACCAGAGAGUAUCUCAAAACCCACGACCACAACUUCUCGUACAAGUCUUACACGCCGUCGGCCAGCAUCAUCUUCUACGGCGGCAGGGACAUCGCUUUCUCGUCGGAGGGGGAGUACUGGCGGCGGAUGCGGCGGAUCUGCACAUCGGAGCUGCUGACGGAGAAGCGGGUCCGGUCGUUGCGGCCGAUUCGCGAGGCAGAGGUCGGGAAGCUGAUGAGGUUGAUUCGUGGUCGUAGCGAUCAGCGGCGGAUCGAGAAGUUGAGAUCAGAGCCCAACAGUACUUCUGGCUCCGCCGCGGAUAGCGUCGACGGCGGCGGAGCGGUGAACUUGAGCCAACUACUGAUCUCGAUGUCCAGAGCCAUGACAUCGAGGACGGCGUUUGGGAGGUUCCGGGAGCUGGAGGGAGCUUUCCUGCCGCUGAUGCGUCGGAUCACCGAGCAGCUUGGAGGGCUCAGCACGGGAGACAUCUUCCCUUCCCACAGAUGGUUGCAUCAGAUCACUGGAACAGAGAGACAGCUGAAGAAGCUCCACAAAGAAGCAGAUGCCAUGCUUCAAGGUAUAAUUGACGAGCAUUUAGCAAAAAGAUCAGGAGGAACGGAGGGAGAGGAUCUAGUUGAUGUGCUGUUGAGGUGCACAGAAGACCACAUUGAGGUUAAAGCCGUCAUCUUGGACAUAUUCCUAGCUGGGGGUGACCCUUCCCCUACUAUCAUUGAAUGGAUCAUGGCCGAGUUGAUGAAGAACCCUAAAGAGAUGGAAAAGGUGCAAAUAGAAGUGCGAGGUGCGUUUGAUGGAAAGGGGGGAGUAGUAGAUGAAGAUUACUUCGAUGAACUACACUAUUUCAAAGCCGUCGUCAAUGAAACUUUCAGGUUACAUCCUCCUGCUGCUUUGUCGCUACCAAGGGAGAGUCCAGAAAUGGUUGUGAUUGGUGGCUACCAGAUACCAACAAAAACAAGAGUCAUUGUCAAUAUGUGGGCUCUAGGUCGAGAUCCCUCGCAUUGGACACAACCGGAUCAAUUUAUGCCGGAGAGGUUCCUCAACACGUCUCUCGAUUAUAAGAGGAAUGAUUUUAAAUUCAUCCCAUUUGGAGCUGGACGAAGAAGCUGCCCGGGCAUGAACUACGCGAUUGCUUCCGUGUAUCUUAUACUCGCCAGUUUGCUCUAUCAUUUUGAUUGGAAGCUCCCAAAUCAAAUCCAACCCCAAGAGCUUGACAUGGCUGAAGAAUUUGGAGCUACCGUUGCAAGAAAAAAUAAUUUGUAUCUCAUUCCCACCCCUUACAAUGCACCCUAG